Messenger RNA from Amphibalanus amphitrite, 2554 nucleotides. Its product is annotated as GPN-loop GTPase 2-like. The coding region runs from base 1120 to 2034 and encodes 304 amino acids. The record is from RefSeq and is a predicted model, not a curated record. Gene Ontology annotation, cellular component: cytoplasm. The transcript is spliced from 10 exons. Gene Ontology annotation, molecular function: GTPase activity. Lineage: Eukaryota; Metazoa; Arthropoda; Thecostraca; Balanomorpha; Balanidae.
GUCCUGGAUUCGAUGUGGACGAAGCUGUGCUUGAUUAGGCCAAGGAUUCUGUUGGCCUUGCCAACGGCGGUCGCCGCCUGCUCCCUGAAUUUAAGUAGUCUGUCCAUCUGGACUCCCAGGUCUCUUUCUAUGUCAACAGUCGUCAAUGCAGCGCCCUCGAUUGUGUACUCCGCCCGCACGUUUUGGCUGCUCAGGUGAAGCACUGUACACUUGGAUGGAUUGAAUGGAAGAUUCCACCUGCGAGACCAGGCCGCCAGGGCGUCCAAAUGCUGCUGGAGCUUCCUGCGGCCAAUCUCGGUGCCGGCUCCGACAUACACCUUCGUUACGCAUGAUCAGCGAAGAGCUUGUAUGUGCUCUCGACGCAGCCAGGUCUGUUGUUUUUCUGAUGAACAAGACUCAAGACAGCACAUAUUGUGAAUCAUUGGUUCAAGAAGCAAGGGCUAAGCUUCGCCUAUCAUUCCUAGAGGUCAUAUCUUCUCUGAAAGGCCGUGAGGCAGAGUUCGGACUGCAGGAGGGCGGCGUGGUGCAUGGUCGUCUGGCGGCCUGCGACCGAGACGGACUGCACCUGCACGUGGCCGAGCUGCGCACGCCGCUGGCACACCACGAGCACGCCACGCUGCGUACCAGCGACGUGAUCAGCAUGCGAGUCCGGCUGCCGGCCGGCGACAGUCAGCUCUGAGCCAGGUCCGGCGUGCCAACGCGCCAUGUCCCUGCUGGAGGAUCGGGACGCAGUGCGAUCCGCUCCUGUCGUAUCCGCUCCGUGCUCGUCUAAGGUGUUCGCCGCGCUCGUUGACGGCCAGCACAUCGACUUCGCCGCCGCUGUGUUUGGCGAGACGGACUUUCUGUGCAUCACCGAGUACCAGAAACUGGGCACUAUCGUUCAGGUGGAGAUCGAGUCAUCGAAGGUCGUGGAAGGCCCCAACAAGAUUUACAACACACGGGUGCUACUCGGGGAGGACUCGGAGUCGGUCCGAGCCGCCGCCCGCUUUCUCGCCGAACAGCUGGCCACGCGCAAACAGCUGAUCGUGACGCUGGCGCUGCGGCAGCUCACGCCGGCGCUGCUGAAGAAGAUUGUUCCCGUGGUGAAGGAAAACAGUCAGGAGACCGGUCGGUAGAAAGAUGGCGGCCGUGUCGCCGGUGCGGUUCGGUCAGGUGGUGGUCGGCCCGCCCGGCUCCGGGAAAACCACCUACUGCGCCGGCAUGGCCGAGCUGCUGCGCGGCACCGGUCGGACCGUGGCGCUCGUCAACCUGGACCCGGCCAACGAGACGCUGCCGUUCACGGCCGACCUCGACCUGGCCGAGCUGGUUACCGUGGAGGAUGUGAUGCGCGAGCUGCGCCUCGGCCCCAACGGCGCCCUGCUCUACUGCCUCGAGUACCUGGAGAAGAACAUGGACUGGUUGCUGCAGCGGCUCGCCGCCCUAGGAGACAAGUACAUCCUGUUCGACUUCCCCGGACAGGUGGAGCUGUACACCCACAACGCGGCCGUGCCGCGCAUCCUCCGCCGGCUGGAGAAGGCCAACUUCCGUCUGACGGCCGUCAACCUGGUGGACUCGCACUACUGCAGCGACCCAGGAAAGUUUGUCUCGGUGCUCCUUUCGACCCUGGCCAUGAUGCUUCAUCUGGCCCUGCCACACAUCAACGUACUGUCGAAAAUCGAUCUGGCUGAGAAAUUCGGAAAGCUGCACUUUGGCUUGGAUUUUUAUACCGAGGUGAUGGACCUGGAGCGGCUGGCCGAGCUGCUCGACGACGACCCGUUCACACGCCGCUACCGCCGGCUGACGGCCAAGCUGACCGGUCUGGUCGAGGACUACGGGCUCGUGUCGUUCGUGCCGCUCAACGUGUCCGACAAGGCGACCAUGGCGCGUGUGCUGCGCUCUGUCGACAAGGCCAACGGCUACGUGUUCGGUGCCGGUGAGGAGCGCUCCAUACAGACGCUGCUGGCGUGCGCGGUGGGCGCCGAGUUUCAGGAUGACGUGGUGGGAGCGGCCGCCGAGCAGUACGUGCCGGCCGGUGGGGACAUGGAGGCAGAGUGACGGCAGCCGGGGAACAGAUACAUGGAGGCAGAGUGACGGCAGCCGGAGAACAGAUACAUGAAGGCAGCGUAACGGCAGACGCUGGCAGACCGCGUCCUCCGGCCGCUGGCAGACUGAUCGUAGCAGAGACUCAGGUCGGUCCGGUUGUGAUAACUGAGGUCAGAUCGGUCAGGCGAACAGUCAGCUGGGGCUAUAUCGGAACGGAGGCUGUGUGCCUUGGCUACGGUGUUGCCUUUUCUGUCAAAAGCGACGCGAUUACGGGCUGUUGUGAUGACGGUGAUGAAGGAUUGGUGAUAAUGUGCUUCUUAGACGCCGUUUUGUCUGCUCUUUAAACAUGUCGAAAGUCGCCUUGUGAAAAAAUGAUCGACGCAGAUUGUUAUUUUUUCGUCUUUUGCUCUUGUACUGUGUACGUAUCUCCGCCGGUCAGCGUUAUAACACGCAUGCCAUCUCACUACGCGGUCCUCCUCAGUCAUGUUAUGCCAUGUUCAGGUGUGCUCAAAAUACAUUGAUCAUUUCGCCA